CUCCACAGCAACCCCCCCUACCCCGGGCACCGGCCCGCUGCGCCGUGGGACCGCGGCCAUUCCGCCCGCACCGGGAGCUGUAAUGCCAGGAGGCGAGAACGGUUUGGUAGACGGAGCGAAGAAAACGCACCCUAAGCACACUUUGAGUUAAAAAUGGAGAACUCCUUUGUGGAAGAAGUAGCUGCAUCACUCAUCAGAGAAUUUCUCAGUAGAAAGGGUUUGAAGAAAACCAUCACCACCAUGGACCAAGAGCUUCCACGUUCUGAACUUAGCAUCAAUAACAGGAACGAACUUCGGAAUGUCCUGCAUCUGCACUCCUUGUACAAACACAACAAGGCAAAGGAGAACCCACUGAAAACACUUCUUGAAAUUAUUACUAACUACUUCCUUGAGCACCGUGGGACUUCCCGAAGCAUCAGUUCGAGUUCUGCUCUGUCAGCCCCUCAAAGUAAGAGCUCAACAUCUCACCAACCCAACUUAUCAGACGAGGAUCACAUGUGUGGGAGUGCUACUACACUCGAUGAAAGCAGAACUCAAGCCCACAGAUAUAAUGUUGAGAAUUCACUAGAUAAAAUCUUUCCAUCCAGAAAACAUCAACACAAAAGUGAAAAAUGCCCCACAGGGGCAGUACACAACAGUCAGUUACUCUCUGAUGGGGAUAAGAAGUUACAAGAUAGUCGAGAAGAUUUAAAAGCAGCAACGGUUUCUGAAGAGCUGAAAUCCGCAGUGAAGGAGAAGCCAAGGCCCAGGUCUAGUCUCAUUGUCAGAGGAAUGAUGGCCGGACCAGUAGCAAGUUCACCAGAGGAUCUGCAAAAAAGGAGGCUUUCAAAACGAUCCACUAGCAUAAGCAGCACAGCACAGUUCAAGGCUGAAGAACAUGAAGGAAAUGACCUGAGUGUCCCAGGUACUGAUUUUCAGGAAAGCAAAGGAUCUUCAGCACAAGUAAAUAUAGGGUUCACAUCAAAGGUUAUGUCAAGUUUACACACAAGUUCAGCCUUUGAAAAACUAAGAACCAUUCCGAAAGAUACAGAUGACUCUUUUGCCAGUGCGCUCACUGAAAGAGAGAGGACCAAGACAGAAGAAAGAAAAUCACUUCCAAGCUUUGGUACAGACAGCAAUGAGAAAAGCCUUAAAGUGAGUGCCCCUCACAGACAUUCAGGGGCUGGAAGAGAGAAGAGAGAAAGAUCCUUCAAGAAAAAUGAGAGUCGGUUGUCAGGCCAUAGGAGGUCUCCAACAUCUACUUGCUGUAAAGAAGACCAGAUGAAAGAUGUCCUAGAAUUAGUUGAUGUUGAGGCUGAAGAAACAACUGGAGAAGUUAUUAAAAACCCGGAUCUUUCGACACUGUAUAUGCUCCAAGUAGUAUCAAAGGCAAUUGAUAUUUCUCUUGCAAAAGAGUUAAAAAAUCUUUUGUUUGGCUCUAGUCUUUGUUGCUUCAGUGAAGAAUGGAAAAUACAGAAUUUUACAUUUAAUAACAUACCACAGUUAAAAUAUGGCAUUGUGCAAAAAAAGGGUGGCCCAUGUGGAGUACUGGCUGCAGUUCAAGCUUGUGUCCUACAACGGCUUAUUUUUGCAGACAGUAAUAGGAAUAAAGACAUUCGUUGUCUUCAACCAUCAGAAGUUCACAGGACCAAAUGCCUUACCAUGGCAAUUGCAGACAUAUUGUGGCGUGCAGGAGGCAAUGAAAAAGCAAUUGUAGCACUGCCAUCAGGAAGACAGCAGUUCAUUCCCAUAGGAAAAUACAAGGCAGAUGGAAUCUUAGAAACUCUAAUACUACAUAGUGCCACAAGAUAUGAAGAUCUGGUUGUUUUUCUUCAGCAGAAUAUUCACCAGUUUGAAACUGGUCCCUGUGGGUGCAUCCUUCUGACUGUGUCUGUCAUCUUAUCAAGAUCUAUCAAUCUGGUGCGCAAUGAUUUUGACGUGCUUACAAACCGGUUGAUUGGAAGCCAUGGCUAUUGUACUCAGGAAUUGGUGAACUUGCUUUUGACUGGAAAAGCUGUGUCCAAUGUUUUCAACAAUGUGAUAGAGCUGGACUCUGGAAAUGGCAAUAUCACAAUUUUGAAAGGUAUCACAAGCCGCAGUGAUAUUGGUUUGCUGUCGCUCUUUGAGCACUAUGAUGUUUGUCAGGGGGGUAACUGACAAACAAAAGUUAAAGUGUCAUCCCAGCAAGUCAUCCAAUAAGCUAGUGGCUAAACUGGGAAGAGAAUAUAGGUCUUCUGAAUCUGUUAUUCUGAAGUAAGUAGGGUACUGGCUGAUGAAUUUGGCCAUCUUUCUGAAAUGCUUUUUUGAAAUCAUUUUAGAUAUGUGCUGUUGUACGUGAAGUAGUGGAAGUAUUCAAGGUUACUUUUGAACCUUAUCACUGAUUCUUCUUUGUCUUCACUGAUUUUCUCCUGCUUUCAACCUGCCCUGCUAUGGUAGUUAAACGUACUAUUAUCUGACCUCCCAAACUCAGCUUACUCUGAUUCCUGACGGUGUCCAAGUUUCUGCCUGAGCUGUCAGCAUUUCAAGAGACUGAUGCUUUAUAGUUUUUGCAGUUCUGAAGAUGGAGAGAGAAUGUGGCAUUGGCAAAGAAUUUAUCCUCAUUUUUCCAAUUUGUUUUCAAAAAGAGGGACAAACAUAAAUAAACAGAAUUUAUGCAUUAAAAUUCCACAGAUGGGAAAUAUUAUCUUUGGUCCUUUUGAUGCGACCAGCACACUUUGUACUAUAACAAGCCCUACUUGAAUUAUUAAAUCUAGCACACAUGCUCUGUCUUCUGGCACCUCACCUGUUUGUUUGCCCUGUGGAACGUCCUUUCUAUAACCUUUUUUUGCUGGGAAAUAUAUCUGCUAAACAGGCAUCUUUCUCAGUCAGAUGGACUGCAUUCAAGCCAGGUCAUUGGUGGGGUUGCAGAAGGGAAAGGUUUAGAAAGAGGGUUUUAACCAACUCGCUUAAGGAACCAACAACAAAAAUAUGCGUAUGCAAAAUGGAAACUGAUGGUUGGUUUUAAUUUUCCACUUAUUUUUCAAUAAUGGGUAUGUGGUGGAUACUGUGCUGUGUAGAUGCAUUCGGCAAGGGACCCUGCUGGUUAUGCAAGACAUUUUUGAUCACCACUGUGGGCAAAAAUAUGUGAUACACACAAAUUUAACUGAAACAAGGCUGACAAAGCAUUGUCCAUUUAAAAAGUCUGUUCUUCAUCCCUUGUUUUUACAUCUCCCUUUCUAGCCUGAAACCAAAAUUUUAAUGAAGUCCUAUUGUCCUCCUAGUCAUUCAUGGACAGUUAUUUUCCCAGAGGCCAGUCACUGUUGCUGGAAUAUUGGCAUUGAUUUCUUGUCAACAUCCUUACAAAUAAAAUAGAAUCACAAAGAUUUUAUUCAAGACAAUAAGAACAACAAAUCCCACAUGUUUAAAAGAGUUCUGCAUGCUUUGCAAACAGACAAAAUAGAAAAUGAAAAGUCAAAUAUUUUCCACAUGUCUCUCUAGAUUACAAAUACCUACAUGUGGAUCCAGAUUUAUCCCACCUAAUUUUAGGUCUUUGUAGGUUGAAAAUGCUUAGUUCAGUCCAGCCAACUCCCUUUAU
Pezoporus flaviventris is the source of this 3553-nucleotide messenger RNA. It is a transcript of the gene MINDY4, whose product is annotated as MINDY lysine 48 deubiquitinase 4. Lineage: Eukaryota; Metazoa; Chordata; Aves; Psittaciformes; Psittacidae. The transcript is spliced from 16 exons. The record is from RefSeq and is a predicted model, not a curated record. Gene Ontology annotation, biological process: protein K48-linked deubiquitination. Gene Ontology annotation, molecular function: K48-linked deubiquitinase activity; cysteine-type deubiquitinase activity. Bases 154 to 2136 code for a protein of 660 amino acids.